Desarmillaria tabescens is the source of this 1893-nucleotide messenger RNA. RefSeq lists its product as uncharacterized. Gene Ontology annotation, cellular component: endosome. The record is from RefSeq and is a predicted model, not a curated record. Gene Ontology annotation, biological process: retrograde transport, endosome to Golgi; protein targeting to vacuole. Lineage: Eukaryota; Fungi; Basidiomycota; Agaricomycetes; Agaricales; Physalacriaceae. Bases 24 to 1823 code for a protein of 599 amino acids. Gene Ontology annotation, molecular function: protein binding; phosphatidylinositol-3-phosphate binding. The transcript is spliced from 11 exons.
CCCACUCUUGUCCACACGGCGUCAUGUUUAAUUCGCCUCGACCUGCUCAACGGUACGGCUCGUCCAGUGGCUUCGGAGGCAGCUUUGUAGACGAGAACCCUCUUUCUGGCUCUGCAUACGACGGACUUGACCCAUGGAGUACGGCGCCUAGUCCUUCACCACCAGUGCCCUCGACCACGGUCUUCAGUUCUGUUAUCGCGGAUGCGACGGUCCCGUCAAUAUACGAUAGGGCGUUUGCGUCCGUCGACCCAACGAAUAGCGGUGAAACAUCGGUGAACUCGCUGUCGAGGGUGCUUUCCACGUCGUCGUUGCCAGCGGGAACCAUUGAUAGGAUCGUCAACCUUGUCAGCACUCGACCGCGCGUUUCCAAACUCGAAUUCUUUGUUGCAUUGGCCCUUGUUGCGCUUGCACAGGCGGGUAAAGACGUGAGCAUCGAGCAAGUCGCUGCCUUGUCAUCACAGAAUACUCUUCCCGAGCCGAGUCUCGACUUGGACACGCUUCAGCCUUCCGCUUUUGGGCCUGUGCCUAAUUUCAGACAGAAUACUAUGACUGCUGAUGAUCCCUGGAAAAUUGGUGGGGGGAUAGUUUCUGGGCCGUCAAAUAUGAGUGGUUUUGAAUCGGCCCGUACGAAUGGUGUUCCAUCGACGCUUGCAGGGUCGGGACUACCGAAAGAAUGGUGGAAGAGGCAGGACAGCGUGACGGUGACGAUUCUUGGACAGCAAGGAUUCAUAUUAAAUCGAUACAUGGUGUACCAAGUAUCCUCGGAACGCGGUCCGGGAGUCGCGAGACGAUACUCGGAGUUUGUGUUCCUUUGGGAUGUUCUGACGCGAAGAUAUCCAUUUCGCCUUUUCCCAGCUCUCCCACCAAAACGAAUAGGCCCUGAUGAAUACUUUUUGGAACAAAGAAGGCGAGGAUUGGCGAGGUCCUUGAACUACGUGAUAAAUCAUCCCAUCAUCAAAGAGGACGGCGUUCUAGCCGUGUUCUUGACAGAACCUUCAUUAGAGGAAUGGCGAAAACACAACUCCAUAGUUCUGGACGAGGAGUCCGCAAGUAAACGCGUCGACAAGGUGGAGGAAAUGGCUAUUCCGAGUGAUUUGGAAGACAAGAUUGCAAUUGUACGUGGCAAGGUCAACCCGCUUAUCGAGCAAUGGCAACGGAUAUGUAUAUUGGCGGAGAGAAUAAUAAGGAGACGUGAAGCAGCAUCGGUACGGGUGCCCGCGUUUCGACGUACCUAUCAGUCGACUCACGCGGCUUUGCCAUUUUCUUCUUCUUCUGCGCCUGUUUCGCGAACGUCUUCCUUUUCGUCAUCUUCGAACCGUUCUAUUAAUUCUUUGCUUACGACAAUCUUCUCACUGCAUCCGGCAUUCGAUGAAACACAACAGGGCGAUCUCGCGCGAUUAACGAACACUGUCCGAGCUGUCGUGGAAGUCAACGAGAAUUGUUGGAGGGGAGACGAAUGCGACUUAUCUAGCGGGGUGAAAGCAGGACUUGAACAAGUUGCGGCCCAUUUUCAGAGGCAUGCAGAGAUUUCCGAGCUGAGGACGCGAGUGUUGUUUGACACUACCCUGGAAGCGCUCAAGUCACAACGCGAUCUGUACAUCGCGGUGCGGGAUCUAUUGAUUCGACAUGACAGAUUGUCCAUUGACCAAGUCGAGAGGCUGAAGAAACGGGUGGAGACAAACUCGUUGAAGAUGGAGGGUGUGCGGGCUGCACAGAAGGAUUCAUGGCAGGAGGACGUUGAUAGGAUAAGUGGGCUUAUCGAGAAGGAUCAAGCUACUAUAGCGGCGCAGUUGAACCGGAGAGUGUUUAUUCGUGCUUGGUGAGUGUUCCCUUGUUCUUCCGUUAGUAUGGACUAGGUUUGAUGGGGUUAGCAUGUGGCACGAGCUACGCGCA